Molecule: messenger RNA, 2338 nt
Organism: Clupea harengus (Atlantic herring)
Lineage: Eukaryota; Metazoa; Chordata; Actinopteri; Clupeiformes; Clupeidae
Gene: mok
Product: MOK protein kinase
Biological process (GO): protein phosphorylation
Molecular function (GO): ATP binding; protein kinase activity
Source: RefSeq, a predicted model, not a curated record
UUGCUGCACGGGUGUUUGUGAACGCGUGUGCACACGCACGCCCUUGGAGCUCGUGCACGCGCAAACACACCCGCGCGCUCCACCGAGAGCCAAGGCUGAGGUCGAUGAUCGAGCGUGCUCCUAUCAAGAUAUGACACAGGGCUCUGCAAGCUGCUGAGUGUCAGAGGACGCGGGGAAUACGGAUGAUGUUUUACCCUGGCUGCUUAGAGGCCGAGGGAGUGUUUACUGACAACCGCUCUAUGGUGAAAAUAGGGUUACUUGGACAAUGGUUGCCAAUGCGGAUUGUGGAAAGGCUUUUUCAAUUGCAAUAUGGGUUCAAUUAAAUCAUUUUUAAAAAUGUAUAAUAUAAUGAAAUUGUGGCCGCGAUAAUUUCAGGGGAAAAAUUAUGACACAAAGCAGUUUCAUGGACGCCGACAAGAAAAGGGAACGGCAUAGUCGUAGGUCUGAAUCAACCCUCAGUAACUCCCUCAGUAAAAGAGAUUACAGAAUAGUCAAGAAAAUUGGAGAGGGGACGUUCUCUGAAGUGGUAAAGACCCAGAGUCUGAAGGAUGGAAAAUACUAUGCCUGCAAAACGAUAAAACAGUCCAUUGACAGCCUGGAGCAGGUUAAUAGCUUAAGAGAAGUUCAGGCAAUGAAACGCUUGAACCCACACCCUAAUAUUCUCCAGCUUCAUGAAUUAGUAUUCGAUCAGGAAUCUGGUACCCUCUCCCUCAUUUGUGAACUGAUGGACAUGAACAUCUAUGAGUUCAUCAGAGGCAGGAAAUAUCCUUUGCCAGAAAGUAAAAUCAAGCACUACAUGUACCAGUUAUGCAAGUCCCUGGAUCAUAUGCAUAGAAAUGGGAUCUUUCAUAGAGAUGUGAAGCCAGAGAAUAUUUUAAUCAGACACGAUGUCCUGAAGCUGGCAGACUUUGGCUCCUGCAGAAGUGUGUACUCACAGCCCCCUUACACUGAGUACAUCUCCACACGCUGGUACCGCGCACCAGAGUGCCUGCUGACCGACGGCUACUAUUCACACAAAAUGGACAUCUGGAGCGCUGGCUGCGUCUUCUUCGAGAUCAUCAGUCUCAGCCCCCUGUUUCCUGGAACAAAUGAGCUGGACCAGGUGGACAAGAUCCAUGAUGUACUGGGAACACCCGACAGUGGUGUGCUGCAGAAGUUCAAACAGUCCAGGUCGAUGCGCUUUGACUUCCCCUCACGGAAGGGCUGUGGGAUCACCCAUCUCAUCCCCCAGUGCUCCUCCACCAACCUGUCUCUGCUCUACCAGAUGCUGGCGUACGACCCAGAUGAGCGCAUCAGUGCACAGAUAGCACUGCAACACACCUUCUUUAAGGAGCAACGUGUCCCCCCCCUCAGUGUGACAGAGAGGCGUGCAGUGGGCCUGCGGCGAGCCAUCGGGACGGUGGAGGGAGGCGAGACCAGCGGGACGCCCAGCUCCGUGGACCAGCUGUGGCGCAUCGCCAGACAAGGCAGAAGACAGCACCAUCUGAAGCAUCUGGCUGAUCCUCUUAUCCGGUGCAAUGCGCAGAGGUACCCCGUGGAGCUGCCCAAGCUGAACGUGGUCGUGCCCUCUCCCAAAAUCACCUACCCGGUGUCCAGCUUGCCCGCUCUCACCAUCACGCACAGGGGUUCCCUGCCUUCCAUCACCUCGAAAAAGUGCCACUCACGUCUGCCCAGAGAAGAACCUCACCGUGCAGCUUUCAAAACAUACUUCAUGCCUCCUCUGGAGAGAAAGCGUGGGGAAUACUGAGCAACCACUAGCUACCUACACUGUGUCAAUACAUGACCUACCUGAAUGAAAUCACUUGGAAACGCCCCACAGGUUCAGAAUGGAACAACAUGUGACGUGUACAUUGAAUAAACAAUGCCACCUAGAGGUGAGGACCUGAACAGCAAGGGAUAAAGAACAUCCCAGCUCCAGUAAAACUAAACCAUUGGAUUGCCGACUGGCAGUUUUUGUACAUUUCUUUAACUUAGUAAAUAGUUAAGAGACUAUUCUCAUCACUGGCGUCCCUUAUGUAGCGUUGAAGAUUGACGAUGGUCAUGCCAGAAUGAGGAUGAAACCACCCACAUGACAGACAAGAACAAAUACAAGCACUUAUUCUCUAAUAUCAAGUCAUGACAAGUUGUACAUUCUUUACAUUGUACCGUUGGUAAUGUGAAAAUUGACCCAAGUUGAUCAUCCAGGAUAAAUGUAGGCACCCUCUGCAUUAAGUGACCGCUGUUUUUCAUCAAUCUUCCAUUUCCUCUUGUUACCACUUUUUCCUGUGUAUAAUUUGCUUGUCACCCGCACUGCUUACACAAAUGCCAUGGCAAUAAAGAAUGUAGUUAACAUUUAAAA